Petromyzon marinus (sea lamprey) is the source of this 6811-nucleotide messenger RNA. RefSeq lists its product as uncharacterized. The record is from RefSeq and is a predicted model, not a curated record. Gene Ontology annotation, molecular function: cysteine-type deubiquitinase activity. Gene Ontology annotation, biological process: protein deubiquitination. NCBI's taxonomy places the organism in Eukaryota, Metazoa, Chordata, Hyperoartia, Petromyzontiformes, Petromyzontidae.
GUGGUGAGUGAGAGUGGUGAGAGUGGUGAGUGAGGGUGGUGAGUGAGGGUGGUGAGUGAGGCAAAGAGGUGAGGGGAUUUGUUUUCCUCAGCCGAGGUGAACCUCACCUCCUCGUGAACAUCCAACAAUGAUCCUGGUUCGCGACGAGAUCGAGACGAGGUGAUGAUGGUGGUGGUGAUGGUGUGGUGGUGGUGAUGUCGUCCUCCGACUGGAACAUGUGUCUACAAGAGCUUUAUAGCUCAUCGGAUUCGCCCAGCGUGAAUACAGAUUCUGGAUAGCGCAAGGCCUCGCCGACGCCGCCGGUAAUAACAACAACAGCAACAACAACAAUCAGUACAAUAACAAUUACCAUUAACUACACCGACAAUGUACAAGCGAGGCGGCUUCACACUGGGCAAGGUAAAGCCCGGAGCGGACGACCAACAACAACAGCGGAUAGUCAACAACAGCGGCAGCAGCGGCCUUGAGCUUCCUCCUCCUCCUCCUCCCGCUCCGACCGCUCCUCCAGCUGGCCCAGUGGCAUCACAGCCCACGCCGGCCAAGCACCAGCGCGCGCUCACCGCCGCGCUCGCCCAGGCCGAGGAUCUGGACGACGACGCUGACGACGAGCCGGGUGACUUUGGCGGACGCGGCGGCCGCGGCGGCGGCGGCCGCGGCGGCCGCGGCGGCGGCGGCGGCGGCGCGGGAGUCCAACUCGGAACCCGGCGGCAGCUCCGGGGCCGCGACGACGACGAGGACGACGAAGAGGAGGACGACGACUACAACGAUGAAGACGUCGACGACGGAGACAUCGACGAGGCGGAGGAGGAGGAGGAGGACGAUGUUGUGAUGGGCAUCGGCGGCGGUGGCAGUUGCCACGGCGGCCUCUUACGUGUCGACCGUUCACCCGGACGGAGUGGUGGCGGCUGUGGCAUUGGCGGUGGUAUCGGCGGAGCGGCCACGCCAAACGUGCCCCCUUCGAUAGAGAAGCGCCACAAGGCCAAGGCGAAAUCCUUGCGCCGCCGAUCCAUCCGCCACCUGGGCAGCCUCAUGUCGCGUAUGCUCAAAGCGCUCUCCACCAUCGCCAAGCUGUCGGGCACCGCGUCGGAGCAGCACGAAGGCCUCGGGGGAGCGGCGCCUUCGCUGCUCUCCUCCACCGGCGCCGCCAAGCGAUCGACCGCCGCCGGUAGCGCCGCCAAUUCCGCCGCCAGUUCCGCCGCCGCGUCGCCCGCCAAGAGGGCGGACGGGCAGAACGGGGGCGACUUGGAGGACGACGGGGGGUUCGGCGCGUUUCGCGAGCGCGGCAGGGCACAGGGCGUCAGGAGGUCGCUGUCAGUUAAGCAGCAGCAGCAGCAGCAGAGGGCGAGGCAGCAACGGCAGCAGCAGCAGCAGCAGCAAGUGCCGGGAGUGAGCGGAUUGCGCAAUCACGGCAAUACAUGCUUCAUGAACGCCGUGCUGCAGUGCCUGAGCAACACCGACAUGCUGGCCGAAUACCUAGGCCUGGGUCAGUACAAGCAGGACUUGACCGGCACAGCUGCAGCGGCAGCAGCAGCGAAGACAACCGCGGUGGCGGGCAGUGGUGAUGAAAGCAGCAAGCGAGGGGAGGUGACUGAACAAUUGGCGACUCUGGUGCGGGCGUUGUGGACUUUGGAAUACACGCCGCAGCUCUCCGGGGACUUUAAGGGCGUGGUGGCGCGCUACGCGUCGCAGUUCCGCGGCAGCUCCCAGCACGACGCGCAGGAGUUCCUGCUGUGGCUGCUCGACCGCAUGCACGAGGAUCUCAACAACUCCAACGCGCGGCCCUCCCUUCUGCUGCCUCUCCCGCUGCACCAGCAGGGAGAGCUGUGGUCAUCGGACGAGGCCGACGUUCCCGGGGAGCGUCCCCUCUCCGAGCAGGGGAACCGCAGCUUCGUGCAGGAAAUAUUCCAAGCGCAAUACAGGUUCUCCCUGACGUGCCCUCACUGCCAGAAGCAAAGCAACACCUUCGAUCCGUUCCUCUGCAUCUCCCUGCCCAUCCCUCUGCGCCAAACCAGGCCGCUCUCCGUCACCGUGGGCCUCUCGAGCCGCACUCCGGCGUUCCUCCGCGUCGGCGUUGCGGUUCCCGUCGCCGGCUCCGUCUCCCGGCUCAGGGAGGCCCUCUCCUCCGAAGUCGACGUCCCCCGCACGCAGCUCGUGCUGACGGAGCUCUACUCGGACGGAUUCCACCGCUCGUUUGGGGACGACGAGGAGCUGGGGGUCAUCCACGACACCGACUGCCUCUUCGCGUUCGAGGUCCCCUCCGAUUGGUCCGGCAGCCACGGCAGCUCGGAAGACGCCUACGCCGGCGGGGGCGUCGCCGACGCGUUGGUCCUUCUCGUCUGCAACCGCUCGGGAGGUGGCACUAACGCGAGGAGGUUCGGCCCCCCGUUCCUGGUGAGCUGCUUGCGCCGGGCGUCGUGGGCUGAGCUGCAGCGCUGCCUCGUGGGGGGAAUGACCGCGCAGCUGCACGAGACGGCGCGGCCCCGCUGGCACGGGCCACCCCCGUUCCGUGCUUGCGUGGUGGUAGAGUCCGCCAAGAAGGGCUACCUCUCCCAGCAGGAGGACCGCCCGCUGGCUAUGCCCAUUGUGGACAAAGCGCUGAAAUCGUGCAAGAGAGGCGAACCGGCGCACAUCAAGCUCCUCCUGGAGUGGGACAACGAGACCAAGCAUUGGCUGAUCGGGAAUCCGCAGGAGGAGAGCGUCACGGAGGCAGCCAGCGUUCAGGACCAGAAGCUCCUUCACCAGCAGCCACUCACCUGCAACCUGUCCGAGUGCUUCCAGCUCUACACGAAGGAGGAGCAGCUGGCGCCUGAAGAUGCAUGGAGGUGUCCCUACUGCAAGCAGCUGCAGCAAGGGACUGUGAAGCUGAGUCUGUGGACGCUGCCUGACAUCCUGAUCAUCCACCUCAAGAGAUUCUGCCAGGUGGGCGAGCGGCGCACCAAGCUGUCGUCCCUGGUGCGCUUCCCGCUGACGGCGCUCGACAUGACGCCGCACGUGGUGCGCCGCUCGCAGAGCACGUGGACGCUGCUCUCUCACUGGUCGCCGUGGAGACGACCCCGCGGCCUCGGGGCCGACCCCGACGACCUCCGUUACGACCUCUACGCCGUGUGCAAUCACAACGGCCGGCUGCUGCAGUCGGGACACUACACGGCCUUCUGCAAGAACUCGCUGGAUGGCCAGUGGUACUGCUUUGACGACAGCUCGGUCGAGGCGGUGGAGGAGGAGAGGGUGUGCACACGCGCGGCCUACAUCCUCUUCUACCAGAGACGCAGCGCCAUCCCGGCGUGGUCGGCCAGCAGCUCCCACGCCGGCUCCACGUGCUCCUCCCUGUCGGAGCACUGGGUGAACCGCCUGCCCGGCCUGGAGCGCAGGCCCAGCCUCGUGUCCAAGGCCUCGACGAGCGGAACGUCUCCCGCGUCGCCGCACGACUCGCCCUCCACCUCGCACGACCCGCUGCCCACCACGGACGAAGAUGGCGCCAGCCCCUUCAUCGGUGGCUUCUCGUCACGGCCGUUCACCCGCGGGGUCCAGUCCACGGCUCCGUCGUCUCCCUUCUCCGCCAACGGGCGGCGUCCCCACAACAACUCCUGCGCCCUGCCCCCCUUUUCGGCCUCCUCCUCGCCGGCCGCCUCCUUCCCCUCCGUCAGGGCUCGCCCGGCCUCCAUGCCGGCCUCCCUCCCGGCCACGCUGCCCCGCAAGGCCGACCCCUCCCUCGGCCCGGCCGGGCCCUCCGCGACGGCCGCGGCCGGGGCGGCGGCGUCUUCGCGUCACGGCCUGCCCAGAGCUCGAAGCGUCAGCCGAGACGCCCCCCCCUCCUCCUCCUCCGCCACCUCCUCCUUGCUCGUCCAGCAGCAGCAGCAGCACCGGCGGCAGCAGCAGCAGCAGCAGCACGGCUCGGAUCGGCGCUCCUGGAGCGGCGCGGCAACGGCGGCCAUCCCAGAAUCCUCCUCGUCGACCGCCGCCCCCUCCCGCGGCCGCCCCUCCUCCUCCUCUUCCUCCACCUCCGUGGCGCCGCCGCCGCCCGGCGACCUGCGCCGGCGGCCGGCCGGCGGCGGCGCGGCAGCGGCGCUGAGGAGGACGUCGACUCUCCCUCGAUCGUCGGACGCGGCGUCGGCGUCGCCCGCCCGGCUGCCGGCGUCGUUGGAUGUCGCGGGGUCGCUGCAGAGGCAGAGGAGGGCGGCUUCGGCGCAGCGGUCGUCUUCGGCGAGCCGCUCGUCGCUCUCGUCGUCGUCCGGCCGGCCGCCGGGGCCCGAGAGGCGCGGGACGGCGGCCGGGGUGGUUGCCGCCGCCUCCUCGCCUCGCCGGCGAGCCAGGGCUGCCGCCAGGACGGACGCCGGCGCCGAUUCCGCACACGUCGGCAAACCGGACAGGGGCGGCUUCGGCCAUGCCUCCGCCGCCUCCGCCGCCGCCAAACCCACGGGCGUCAACGUCGUCGCGGCCGCUUCCGCCAAAUCUGAGCGAUCCGCGGCUUCUGCCAAAUCGGACGGCGUUGCCGCCGCUGCUAAAUCGGAGAAGCCGGCUCCUUCCGCCGCCACCAACGCUGCCGCCAAAUCGGAUGCCGCCGCAGCGAAGCGGAAGCCCGAGGGGCGCCUGUCUCUGUUCCGGGCGGCGCUGAUGCGGAGGGACGUGACCCAGCGGCCGGCCGGAGGCGCCGGCGCCGUCCCGGCUGCCGGUGCGGCCGGGACGGCGAGCGGCGGCGGUCGAGGACAGACGCCGAAGCGAUCGCCGACGCGGGCGUCUUCCGCUUCGGCUUCAUCCGCUCCUCCCGCUUCUACCGCGGCCGUGACGACGCAGAAGAGAAGCGCGGCGGCGGCGGCGCUGCAGCAGCAGCAGCAGGGGCAGCAGCAGGGGCAGCAGCAGCAGCAGCAGCAGGGGAAGAAGGCGGCGAACGUUCGAAGCGGCGCGUCCGGAAAAGCGAAGCAAGUUGCGGCGGUCGCCCCCGUUGCGCCGAAAGCGGAGGAGAGGUCAAAGGGCAGGAAGAAAGAUGCGGCGACUAAGCCGGUCGCGGCGCCAGCGGCCGCUGUCGCACCUUCUGCCGGCACCGCCGGCGGGCAGCCCGGCGGCGUGCCGUACGGAACGUGGUUGGCGAGGAGCAAGAGGGAGGUCCCCGAGUCCAGUUUGUGAAGUUCUGGCGGCCGCCGCCGCCGCUGCCGCUGCCGCCGCUGCGUUCCUUUGUACGGCGGUUUUUAAAGAAAGUAUUUAUUAUGAUUAGUAAUAAUGAUGAUAUGAUUGCUGCCGUCAGCGAUGCGACGCCGUUUUAACGUUUACCCCUCUUUAUAACCUUCUACUGUGUACUUUAUUUAAAUGUUUGAUUAUUAUCUUGUUAUAUAAACACUAUACGUUAGGGCUGAAAAGUUACCACCCUGAAACCCAUCACGACCCCCUCCCUCCCACCCUCCCUCCCACUGGUUACUUGGCCCACACCACAUCCUGCCACGCUUUCAUCUGAAGCUCCCAAGUUGCUUACCCCAUCCCCCUGCUAUUAUAUUCUGAAGCUCCCACGUUGCUUGCCCUGUCCUAUUAUAUUCCAAGACCCCCACGUUGCUUAACCUUGUCGCUGCCUUGAAAUCCCUGGCAUCCUCCGCAUGCACUUGUACUACAAAAGAAGGGCCAGGCACUUCCCCGUUUGUCGUGGUGGUGGCCAUCGGCGGCUUCGGUGAGUUUUAACGUUGCCGCUGUAACAGUCGCUCGCGGCGUGCACUCUCGCAGGCCAAACUGGCACUGGGCAAUACUUGAGCGGGCGUGUAGCGGCUUUUGACGAUGACGACGACGGCUGUAGCGCCGAUAGGUCGCGGUAGAGUCUGGGCGAGGCGGAGUUGAAGUUGCUGCCGAUCGUUAGUUUGUUCCGUUGGUAAGGGAGGUCGUUAAUUUAUUGUCGCUUUUAAACUUUUAUCGAUCCGAAUUGUCGAUUUUAUUUGAGAACUUUUGUGGCAAUCGCUCGACGCGAGGACUCGCCUGAUUGGUUGGCGCCAAUCAGGUCAUACGAUUGGUCACGUCACACCCCAUCACAUACAACGUAUCUUAUAUAUAGAUGUAAAUAUUAGGGUGCCACCCAGCAUGCAGCACAUGGGGACAGAGAGGUCUCAGACUGUUUGGGGUUUCCCCCUCCUUUCCACGUCGUUACUUUCUCUGCACAAGUCAAGAGCUGAGAACCUCCUUGGACUCUCGGUUCCUCGCCACGGCCACUCCGCGUCUCCCCCCUCCCUCCUCCUCCACUCCGCGUCUAUGCCUCCACACCGUGACUCUGUGUGUGUCGAGUGGCACCCUACUACUCGCCUCCUUACUGACUCACCUACUCACUCAACUACUUACCUACUCACCUGCUCACCCACACACCUGUUCACUCAACUCCUUGCUCAGGGUCCACAUCUCCUCUUCUCUGUCUCUACUCUGUGAUUCUAAUCAGUGGCACCCUACUACUCACCUCCUUACUGACUCAACUACUCACUCAACUACUUACCUACUCACCUGCUCACCCACACACCUGUCCACUCAACUCCUCGCUCAAGGUCCACAUCUCCUCUUCUCUGCGUCUGUGUCUGUACUCUGUGAUUCUAAUCAGUGGCACCCAACUACCCACCAACUAACUCAACUACCCACUCACUCGCUCACCUACUCACACACCCACUCACUCACCUACUUACUCACACACCCACCUACUCACUCACCCACUCAGGGUCCACAUCUUCUUCUCUGCGUUUGUGCCUCUACUCUGUGACUCUUGAGUAUCGACCGUGAUCCAUCGGUCAGCUCCGCCGUGCACCCAGGAAACACCAUGGCAUCUCCUCUGAGCUCGACAGUCACUUCGCUUUAA